Messenger RNA from Chaetomium globosum CBS 148.51, 1032 nucleotides. RefSeq lists its product as uncharacterized. Bases 1 to 1032 code for a protein of 343 amino acids. The transcript has a single exon. NCBI's taxonomy places the organism in Eukaryota, Fungi, Ascomycota, Sordariomycetes, Sordariales, Chaetomiaceae. Gene Ontology annotation, biological process: heme biosynthetic process. Gene Ontology annotation, cellular component: cytoplasm. The record is from RefSeq and is a predicted model, not a curated record. Gene Ontology annotation, molecular function: hydroxymethylbilane synthase activity.
AUGGCCGCCACCGCCCCCACCAUCAAGAUGGGCACGCGGCGGUCCGCGCUGGCGCUGCGGCAGACGGAGCUGGUCAUCGCGGCGCUGCAGAGCGCGCACCCGCACGUCACCUUCGAGGUGCACGCGAUGGCGACGGCGGGCGACCGCGACAAGUCGACCCCGCUCCCCGAGAUGGGCAAGGGCCUGUGGACGUCGGAGCUCGAGGCCAAGCUGGUCGCCCGCGACGUCGACGUCAUCGUCCACUCCCUCAAGGACAUGCCCACCACCCUGCCGGAGGGCUGUGUCCUGCGCUGCGUCCCCGCCCGCGAGGACCCCCGCGACGUGGUCAUCUUUAGCAAGGCCCGUGAGGAGGCUGGGCGGUAUAAGAAGUUGAAGGAUUUGCCCGAGGGGGCGGUCGUGGGCACGAGCAGCGUGCGGAGGGCGGCGCAGCUGAAGAGGCGCUAUCCCGGGCUGGUGUUCCGGGAUGUGCGCGGGAACAUUGAGACGCGGUUGCGGAAGUGUGAUGAGGAGGGGUUCGAUGCCAUUAUUCUUGCGGCGGCGGGGCUGUUGAGGUUAGAUCUUGGUGCGAGGAUCGCGCAGUACCUAGACUCGAACACGGAAGGGGGCGGGCUGCUCCAUGCCGUGGGCCAGGGUGGGCUGGGGUUGGAGGUGCGGGAGGAUGAUGAGCAAAUGAAGGAGCUGUUGAAGGCCAUCGAGGAUACGCCCACCAUGACCGCAUGCUUUGCGGAGCGGAGCGUCAUGAGGACCUUGGAGGGAGGGUGCAGCGUGCCGAUCGGUGUGGAGACGGCGUGGGUAGAAGAGGAGGAGGCUGGCGAGAAGAAGAAGAAGCUCCAGUUGCGGGCGGUGGUCGUGAGCUUGGACGGGAGUCAAGCUGUGGAAGGUGAGAAGACACAGGAGGUCACCAGCCUGGAGCAAGCAGAGGCUAUGGGUAAGGAGUUGGCCCAAGAGCUUGCCGGACGGGGAGCACAACAGAUACUGGACGAGAUCAACAAGGGGCGGGACUCCGGGGCCGCAGUAAAGGUUGGCGCAUAA